UCGGCUUGCUCACUUUUUUGGGGCCUUUUUCUCAAACACCACUGCUACCUGCAUUUUUAAAAUUCAAGUAAUGAAUGUAUCUUCUCCCGAUAUCAGUUAAAACGAUACCUGAAGCUGAUAUUUUGAAUGUGAUGAUUCCCCGCCAAUUUCAAAUCCUCUGCCAACGGUCAAAAACAACCAACCAUCUACUCCAACUUCACUCUCUGAUCCUAAAAACAGCCCUUAAUUAUGACCAUUACUUCAUAUCUCAGUUCAUGUUAUCUGCAUGUUCAGUUUCAAUCGAAUUCGCAAGGUCAAUCUUCGACAGCUCACCAGUAACUCCACCGCUCUUUGUAUGGAGUACAAUAAUCAGAGAAUACUCAAAGAGCUCGAUGCCAAUUGAAUCAGUUAAAUUGUUCUCCAAACUUCAGAGGAUUGGGCAUAAACCUGACAAAUAUACAUACCCUUUUGUCAUUAAAGCUUGCGGUCGCUGUUCACUGGUUCAAGUAGGCGGGGCAGUGCAUUCACUGAUUUUAAAGACGGGUUUUGAUUGGGAUCGAUAUGUAGAUAAUACCCUUUUGAGGAUGUAUGGGGCAUUCCAUGCAAUUGAUUCUGCCAGGCAGGUGUUCGAUGAAAUGACUGACAGAGAUGUUGUUUCUUGGAGUUCAAUGAUUGCGGGAUACGUCGCUUGUAAUUGUCCGUUGGAUGCGUUGAUGGCAUUCCAAGAAAUGAAGCUAGAAAAUGAAAAGCCAAAUUCUGUCACUUUGGUUAGCUUACUUUCUGCUUGUACUCAUUUGCUCAAUAUCAGAAUUGGGAAGUCCAUUCAUUCAUAUGUUCUCGUUAACAACAUUGGAUUGGAUGUUGUUCUGGGAACAGCUCUUCUAGAAAUAUAUGCAAAGUGUGGGCACAUUGCGGAAGCAUUCUACAUUUUCAACUCUAUGAGGGAAAAAAAUUUGCAGUCCUGGACGGUUAUGAUUUCCGGCCUGGCAGAUCAUGGCCAUGUAGGUGAAGCCAUAUCCUUGUUUACCAAAAUGGAACAAACUGGCCUGAAACCUGACAGUGUAUCUUUUUCUGCUAUCUUGAGUGCUUGUAGCCACUUAGGUCUUGUUGAUGAAGGACAAAAGUAUUUUGAAAAGAUGUUCAGGAUAUACAAUAUCAUGCCAACAAUGGAGCAUUACGGAUGCAUGGUGGACAUGUUUGGACGAUCUGGGAUGAUUGAAGAAGCUUAUCAAAUUAUCAGGAACAUGCCAAUGAAACCUAACCCCGUUAUUUUAAGAAGCUUCAUGAGUGCAUGUAAUAAUCAUGGCGUCGUUCAUGAUUUAGAUGAAAAUAUGAGAAAACUUUUGCUGGAAAUAGAGCCUGACCUUGGAGCAAAUUAUGUACUUGUUGCCAAUGUGUCUUCCCUGUCUGGUUAUUGGAAUGAUGCCGAUGAACUGAGAGUUGCCAUGAAAGACAAAGGUUUGAAGAAAGUUCCUGGGUGCAGUUGGGUGGGUGGUUCCAAAAAGGAUAUGAUUAAAGAGGCUGUAAGAUAAUCUUUUAGUUUAGGUGACUAAAGAAUCACUCUUUCUUAAAGUUGUCCUGGGUUAUGCUAGAAAAAGAAACCAAUUUUUUUAAAAGCGACAGCUGGAUUUGGAUCAUUGGUGAUGGUACUAGGACAAGGAAUGGACCGGAAGAGGGAUGAAUGAAUAGGAAAUCAAAAGCUUGCACUGUGUUGUGGGUGGAAUGCUUGAACUUGCAGGGAGUUAAUCUUUUCUUAUGGAAGCCACUUGAAUGGGACUAUCUGAAAUUUUGCUAGAUAUUCAAGUUCAUCUUCCCCUCAGAAAAUGUACCAGCAUGUGAAGCAGCAUUUUCUUCAAUAUGCAGAACGUGAAUUUAAGCGACUUCAGUUUCUGGUGGCACAAUUUUCAAUAUCCAAACAGCAGCUAGUUUAUGUUUGUAAUGGUCACCAAAAAUCAGUUACAGGUACUUCUUUUUCUGAUCCACAUUCAAGUCUUAGACAGAGGCCUUUAAAUGACAAAAAAAUAUCAGUGAAACUCUACGCCUUGAAAAGUUUUUCUAACAUGAUCCUGGCUCAUCCAAAGGGUCGAAUCAUGUAAGUGAUGAAUUCAAUGUAACCUAUUACUCAAAGGUGCCUUUUGCACUCAGUUUCAUAUUUCAUAUUGUUUAUUCCAUUAUUUUGCCCAAUGGAAAGAAGACAAGUGGCGAGUU
Molecule: messenger RNA, 2187 nt
Organism: Cornus florida
Lineage: Eukaryota; Viridiplantae; Streptophyta; Magnoliopsida; Cornales; Cornaceae
Product: pentatricopeptide repeat-containing protein At2g36730-like
Exons: 2
Coding region: 75-1511 (478 amino acids)
Biological process (GO): RNA modification
Molecular function (GO): RNA binding; protein binding
Source: RefSeq, a predicted model, not a curated record